Thecamonas trahens ATCC 50062 is the source of this 2211-nucleotide messenger RNA. RefSeq lists its product as uncharacterized. The record is from RefSeq and is a predicted model, not a curated record. Gene Ontology annotation, molecular function: actin binding. Lineage: Eukaryota; Apusomonadida; Apusomonadidae. The transcript has 2 exons. Bases 20 to 2038 code for a protein of 672 amino acids.
CGCACGCGACAGCUGAGCGAUGGCCCGGACGGCCAAACAUGUAGUGAAGCGAGGACACAGUGUUCGCAAGGCCAUGACCAAGCUACGCAAGGCCAUCACUGCGCAUGCAUCUGCUCUAUCUGCUGCUGCUCGGCUUGAUACAGAUCUCAUCAAUGUCAUCACCAUCGCCAUGGACUCGGCUCACGAUCAGUUCGAUGCUGAUGAUCAAGAGAGCCAGCAUGAGGCUUAUGACGCGACUCGGGCAACUCGCUCGACCGACUCGCAGGGAAGACUGCUUGACGAUGUCAAUGCUGGUCUCGCUCACAUCGCGGCGGUGCUCGAUGAUGCGAGCGCGAGAAAGACGUCUGAGGCGCAGGUCUUUGCAACCGCCCUGGUGGGACGGGUCGAGUCGCUGCUGACAGCUCUGGACGAGGCACAGGUUCGCCACAAAGCUCUGCUUGACGAUCGAUACAAGGCGCUCAACUCGCGAGUCGUCUCGUUUGUCAAGGAGGCGACCAAGGCGAGGAAGCGACUCGCCCGGUUUGUGCGCAAGUACGGUUCGGAUCCGGAGGAGCUCAACACUCGCCGUGUUGCGUACGAAGAUCUGGUUGUUGACACCAUCCACACCGAGCAGAACAUGUUGUAUGCCGCCAAGCAGGCACAGGAGUUUGCUGCCAAGCUCCUGCGCUCCGCCAUUGUUGCCAUUCGCUCGAUCUUUACCGGCUUUGUCGACGGCCUCCACGCCUACCUCGUCACCGUUCGUGGCGUCCAUCUUGCUUCGGCCGAGGCCCUCGCCCGCUCUUUCCCCGAGUGGGAGUACCUAACGCUUGCUGCCCACGUCCUCCCGCCUUCGGCUGAAGCCGCCAUCUCCGAUCCGGUCUCCACCGCCCAGCUCUUGCCGAGCGGGCUCGACACCCUUGUCGAAGCCGCCUUCCCAGGUGUCCUCAUUGAGCCAAGCUCACUCUCUACCCAGGCUGCACUCUCGACUGCCGAGGCCGAGAUCGACGCUACUGACGAUGUCGACGCCGAGGCCGAGGCCGAGGCCGGCGCCACCGACGAUGUCGACGAGACCUGGGACUCGACUACGUCUGCGCUGGCCGAGCCGGUCGAGGAUUUGCUCGAGGGCGCCGCGCUACCGGACCUUGGCCCGGCCAGCGCCUCGUCGACCGAUCGCAUCCUUCAUCUCCCGCUCUUCCAGCCCGUCACCAUGCUGUAUGACUACACAGCCAUGACCGCCGAUGAGCUCUCGUUCGCAGCCGGCGAGAUCCUCAUGUGGAACGGCGCCGAGUCGUCUGGCUGGGGCUAUGCCAUGCGCCCGGCAACUGCUGCAGAGGGCUUCUUUCCGCUCAACUACGCAGACUCGGCCGCCCUUCGCGCGCUGCCCACACCUCCGCCCAUGCCCGCUUCUCGCCAGGCCUUUCCAGCCCAUCCACAAGUUUUUAUCUUUCCCGACCACGAUGCCGACCGCGAUGCCGACCGCGCCGGCCCGUCGGCAUCGACGGCAUCGACCACGCCGGCUGCCAGCGGCGGCGCCACCCCGCCGCCGCUGUACUCGGCCAUGUUUCCCAGCGGCCCACGUGGCUCGGCCGCCGCCGCCUCGCUGCCGCCGCUUGAGAUCCCGCAGGGCAUGGCGGUUGCUGAAGGUGUGCCGAGCACCCCGCCGGUCCUCAACACCCGUGCAGAACUCCUCCGCGACAUCCGCGCCCAGCGUCUCGGCCGUGUUGUCCUCCGCGCGCCGGCUGAGCCUGCCGAUGAGGCCGCCAGCGUCGAAGACGUCACGCCUGACACCAUUGCUGCACCGACCCGCGGCGAUCUUCUUGCACAGAUCCGCAACGGGGCUGCUCUCCGCCGCACUCAUGCUCCGGCAAGGGUAGCCGCUUCGUCAUCAACAACAUCCUCCCUCUUGCAAGACCUUCGCGUCGCUGCUCGGGAUCGCCGCCGCGAGGCUAUUACUCGGCAACUGCAAGAUCAUGUCGGCGCCUCAUCAAGCAGGCAUUACGACUAUCUGCAGCGUAACAGCCUUCCGUCGUGGUCGUCAUCUGAUGACGAGUCGUGGUAGGUUUCACCGGCCACCCGUCCCCCCGCUUGUAAGAGUUGCCCCUACCCUGACAGUCCGAUCAUGACGCUACAACCUGAUCUCCCGUGCAUCAUCACCUCACCGACCAGCCACUCGCACAUGCGCGCGCACGGCACACGUGCACGCGAUGCAAACCUCAACAAACCACUCUCGCC